AUGCACUGGGCAUUUGCGCAUGGCAUUCGUGGUGUUGGGAAUGGCGUGGUGGAGCUUCUCAACCUGGGUGAAUUCACGUGCGACUUGGAGUACCGAUUUACAUUGCCGUUGUUGAGCCCAAGCCGAGCCGCGGCUUUGGCCUGGCUUGGGCUCACAGCUCAGCCUGAACUUUUGCAAAGCCCAAGCCCCCCAAAGCCAGGCCUAAGCCGGGGCUUUCAGGCCGAGCCGGGCCCGCACAUCACUACCUCCAACUAUUCACAGGAAGCAGAUUUGUCAUUAGUGCCUCCAUGGGCAAAUGGACUCGCGCAGACUCAGCCACUUCAGUCAACCACUUGA
This is a messenger RNA of Suillus discolor, 336 nucleotides long. RefSeq lists its product as uncharacterized. Bases 1 to 336 code for a protein of 111 amino acids. The record is from RefSeq and is a predicted model, not a curated record. The transcript has 3 exons. NCBI's taxonomy places the organism in Eukaryota, Fungi, Basidiomycota, Agaricomycetes, Boletales, Suillaceae.